This is a messenger RNA of Trichoderma gamsii, 537 nucleotides long. RefSeq lists its product as hypothetical. The transcript has a single exon. Bases 1 to 537 code for a protein of 178 amino acids. Lineage: Eukaryota; Fungi; Ascomycota; Sordariomycetes; Hypocreales; Hypocreaceae. The record is from RefSeq and is a predicted model, not a curated record.
AUGUCACAAAAAAUCAACUCAAAGAAUCUCUCGUACAACUCUUCCCUCCCGCCCUUUCUCGCUGCUCUCCGCGCCCAGGCAUCCGGGGCUUCGGGUCCAGAUCCCAUCCUUUCAGCACAGCGUCGAGGAGGGAAGAAGAGAUCAAGCAGCGAAGAAGCGGAAGAUGCCCCACUGAUUGUGGACGAAGAGGGCAACGCUGUUGAUGACCUGAAAGUCAACAAAGACGGCACCGUCGAGGAAUUACCGAAUGGCAGCAGCAAUGAUGCGACAAAGGACGGCGAUGCAGACACAGCGCAAAGCAAGACGAACCUGAGCGAGCCUGAAACGGCCAAAGCUUCAAUAGGAGGGAGGAAACGCAAGGUUGGCAAGGUGAUUGGAGAAAACGCUGAGAACAGUGAGCCCGAGACUUCUACUGCGGACAAGAGGAGUGAGCCAGUGAAGAAGGAUCAGAAAGAUGCUGAGCAACAGGCUACCAACCGGAAGCCUAAGAAGAAGGCAAAGAAGAUCAAGCUGAGCUUUGACGAAGAAGAGGGCUAG